AUGGCUGUUCAUUCUGCAUGUAAAUGUGAUGAACGUUACUGUAGAGCAAUCAAAGGAAAGCCCUCCAAAUCAGAAGCUUGUAUAUGCUUUUAUGACAAUAGACGGGCGACCAAUAUACAUCCAUGGCCUUGUUACAAACAGGAACAUUGGGUGGAGAAGAAAUGCUCAGCGUGCCGCGCAUUUGGAAACUGUGAUUAUUCCGAUAAUCCCAAUGCUCCCUACGACUGCUAUUGCGUGAUGGAGAUAAAAAUCUGCGUCAGGAUCAAUGCUGCAAAAGGAAAUACUACCGACGUUUCCGAGCGACUUCUUAAGUUCUGGGAGAUACAGCCUAACACAACAAUGUCUUCUGUACAGGAAAAGAAUGUGGAUCGAGGGAAAGCUUAUGACAAUACGGUACAAGUUCAUCGAGCCAACAAUCGCAUUUACGAAAAGGCCUACAACCAGUACGAGAGUUUGAUGGCUGUUCACUCCGCAUGUAAAUGCGAUGGAAGUUAUUGUAGGGCAAUCAAAGGAAGGCCCUCCGAAUCAGAAGCUUGUAUAUGCUUUUAUGACAAUAGAGUGGCGACCAAUAAACCAUGGCCAUGUUACAAACAGGAACAUUGGGUGGAGAAGAAAUGCUCAGCGUGCCACGCAUUUAAUAACUGUGAUUAUUCCGAUAAUCCAAAAGCUCCCUACGACUGUUACUGUGUGAAGGAGAUAAAAAUGUGCGUCGGGAUCAAUAUUACCGAAGGAAAUAUUACCGACAUUUCCGAGCGACUUGUCAAGUUCUGGGAGAUACAGCCUAGCACAUCAAUGUCUUCUGUACAGAAAAAGAAAGUGGAUCGAGAGAAAGCUUAUACGGUAAGAGUUCGUCAAGCCAACAAUCGUAAUUAUGAAAAAGCUUACAACCAGUCCGAAGGUUUGAUGGCUGUUCACUCUGCAUGUAAAUGCGGUAAAAGUCAAUGUGCAGCAAUCAAAGGAAAGCCCUCGGAAUCAAAAGCUUGUAUAUGCUUUUAUGACAAUAGACAGGCGACCAGUAAACCAUGGCCAUGUUACAAACAGGAACAUUGGGUGGAGAAAAAAUGCUCAGCGUGCCGCGCAUUUGGAAACUGUGAUUAUUCCGAUAAUCCCAAUGCUCCCUACGACUGCUAUUGUGUGAUGGAGAUAAUGAUGUGCGUCAGGAUCAAUGCUGCAGAAGGGAAUACUACCGACGUUUCCGAGCGACUUCUCAAGUUCUGGGAGAUGCAGCCUAGCACAACGAAAGCGGAUCGAGAGAAAGCUUAUACGGCGAAGGAAUAUCGCGACACCGAGUGUCCUGAUUACUUGAACAGAGUGCCUAGAGAUCGAUCGAAAGCCCAAGUACCUAAUCCGUAAACUGGAGGAUCAUGGUACCCGGGAAGAAAUUCGUACAGGCAUGCAUUUGCGCGGUGUUUAACAGGAUGCAUGUUUGACAUUAUGAUAUCCCAAUGUUGCAAAGCUGUUGAUUUUUCU
Messenger RNA from Cylicocyclus nassatus, 1470 nucleotides. The record is from the annotation of a GenBank genome assembly. NCBI's taxonomy places the organism in Eukaryota, Metazoa, Nematoda, Chromadorea, Rhabditida, Strongylidae.